This is a messenger RNA of Pipistrellus nathusii (Nathusius's pipistrelle), 2169 nucleotides long. The record is from the annotation of a GenBank genome assembly. NCBI's taxonomy places the organism in Eukaryota, Metazoa, Chordata, Mammalia, Chiroptera, Vespertilionidae.
AUGUCAGAAGAUUCAGAAGAAGACUAUUCAGAUAGAUCAAUCAGUGAUGAAGAUGAAUCAGAUGAGGAUUCCUUCAUGAAAUUUGAAGAACUCCACCAAUGUGCACUUUUAACAGCUGACUCUAUCACUGACCCAUUUUUCCCCCGGACUACGCAGAUACUAUUGGAAUACCAGCUAGGGAGAUGGGUGCCACGCCUUCGUGAGCCACGAGAUUUGUAUGGUGUCUCUUCUUCUGGUGAACUGAGCCCAACACGGUGGCCGUACCACUGUGAGGUCAUUGAUGAAAAAGUCCAGCAUAUUGAUUCGACUCCUCCUUAUUCUGAGCCAGUGUACAUCCCAACAGGCCUAGAGACCGAACCCAUUUAUUCAAACUCCAAGGAAGAUACAGUAGUUUAUCUAGCUGAAGAUGCUUACAAAGAGCCGUGUUUUGUGUAUUCUCGCGUUGGAGGCAACCGAACAGCCCUGAAGCAGCCAGUGGAUGAUUGUGACAGCACUCUGAUGUUUGAAGCAAGGUUUGAGAGUGGUAAUCUACAGAAGGUAGUCAAAGUGGCAGAAUAUGAAUACCAGUUGACUGUGCGCCCUGACCUCUUCACAAAUAAGCACACCCAGUGGUACUAUUUCCAAGUCACUAAUACCCAAGCAGAAAUAGCCUACAGAUUCACUAUUAUCAAUUUUACCAAGCCUGCUAGUCUUUACAACCGGGGUAUGCGCCCACUGUUUUAUUCUGAAAAAGAGGCCAAAACUAAUAACAUUGGCUGGAGGAGAAUAGGAGAGCAAAUCAAGUAUUACAGGAACAACCCCGGGCAAGAUGGGCGCCAUUAUUUCUCUCUCACGUGGACCUUUCAGUUUCCACACAGCAACGAUACCUGCUACUUUGCUCACUGCUAUCCGUACACGUACACCAACCUGCAAGAAUACCUUUCUAGCAUCAACAACGACCCAGUACGGUCCAAGUUCUGUAAAAUACGUGUCUUGUGCCACACAAUCGCUAGGAACAUGGUGUACAUUUUAACGAUCACUACCCCCUUGAAGAACGCUGACUCGAGAAAACGAAAAGCCGUGAUUUUGACGGCAAGGGUCCAUCCGGGAGAAACCAACAGCUCGUGGAUCAUGAAAGGCUUCCUGGACUUUAUCUUAGGCAGCUCACGGGACGCGCAGCUGCUUCGGGACACUUUCAUCUUCAAGGUGGUGCCCAUGCUGAAUCCCGAUGGCGUGAUUGUAGGAAACUACCGGUGUUCCUUAGCUGGACGGGACUUAAACCGUAACUACACCUCUCUCCUCAAGGAAUCGUUCCCUUCCGUUUGGUAUACCCGGAACAUGAUCCACAGAUUGAUGGAGAAGCGAGAGGUCAUUUUAUAUUGUGACCUUCAUGGCCAUAGCAGGAAAGAGAACAUCUUCAUGUAUGGCUGUGGCGGAAGUGCUAAGUGUAAAGCAUUAUACUUACAGCAACGAAUCUUCCCACUUAUGAUGAGCAAAAAUUGUCCAGAUAAAUUUUCAUUCUCAGCUUGCAAGUUUAAUGUUCAGAGGAGCAAAGAAGGAACAGGAAGGGUGGUGAUGUGGAAAAUGGGAAUCAGAAACAGCUUUACCAUGGAGGCCACUUUUUGUGGAUCUACUCUGGGUAAUAAACGAGGCACUCAUUUCAACACAAAAGAUUUGGAGUCAAUGGGGUAUCAUUUUUGUGAUUCUCUCUUGGACUAUUGUGAUCCAGACCGAAGCAAGUAUUAUCAGUGUCUAAAAGAAUUAGAAGAAAUGCAGAAACAUAUAAACUUGGAAAAAGUCCUUGAUGAUUCAGAUACUUCUUUGAAAGAAAUUACAUUGGAGUCUAGUAGCCGAGGCUCUGACAGUUCAGAUUCGAAUGAGUCUCAGAGUUAUAUUCUCAAGUUAACUUCUCAGAUAAAACCCAAGAAAAAACAUCUGAGAACAAAGAAGGAAAGAAAUUCUACCCUAGCAAGACAUCAAAAUGCCAGACAAGAGCGAGAGGUUUGUGGUAGAGGAUAUUUAAUGCCAGGAUACAAAGAAUCAAAUUCUGAUGUGAAAGAUACAAGGCCAAAUGUAUCAGAUGAUCGUGUAUUUGAUUAUUUCAAAAGACGGUUACCUAAUCAAGGUUCGGGGAAAAUGCCUGGACAGACCCCUUCCUGGCUUCUAAAAAAAUAUUUGAGAUCUGCAUAA